Messenger RNA from Carassius carassius (crucian carp), 1602 nucleotides. RefSeq names its product hydroxymethylglutaryl-CoA lyase, mitochondrial-like. The transcript has 8 exons. The record is from RefSeq and is a predicted model, not a curated record. Gene Ontology annotation, biological process: L-leucine catabolic process; ketone body biosynthetic process. Lineage: Eukaryota; Metazoa; Chordata; Actinopteri; Cypriniformes; Cyprinidae. The coding region runs from base 28 to 1050 and encodes 340 amino acids. Gene Ontology annotation, molecular function: hydroxymethylglutaryl-CoA lyase activity.
UCAUGUGGCGAAUGUGGGCGGGUGAAUAUGGCGGCGCUCGUGAUGAGAGUUAGUCCAGGUCCUUUCGCUUUUGUUCGGGUUCACCGACCCGCUCUGCGCUCCGCUUCUGCCGCAAUACUCAAAUCCGUCAGUGUGUCUGCCACACAGUCACUCUCAUUCCCAGAGAGGGUGAAGAUUGUGGAGGUUGGACCUCGAGAUGGACUUCAGAAUGAGAAGACCAUUGUUCCCACUGAGGUAAAGAUCCGUCUGAUUGAUAUGCUGUCAGAAGCAGGACUUACUGUCAUCGAGGCCACAAGUUUUGUUUCACCUAAAUGGGUCCCUCAGAUGGCUGAUCAAGAGGAAGUGAUGCGUGGCCUCCAUAAGAAACCUGGCGUGAACUACCCCGUCCUGACCCCUAAUCUGAAGGGAUUCCAGGCUGCUAUGAAGGCUGGUGCAAAAGAGGUCGCAAUAUUUGGUGCUGCAUCAGAGCUCUUCAGUAAGAAGAACAUCAACUGUUCAGUGGAGGAGAGUCUUGUGCGCUUUGAAGAGGUGGUGAGAGCAGCCAAACAAGAGGGAGUUCCUGUGAGAGGCUAUGUGUCAUGUGUGCUGGGUUGUCCAUAUGAAGGGAAGGUAUCACCUACCAAAGUGGCUGAGGUUGCUAAGCGACUGUAUUCCAUGGGCUGCUAUGAGAUUUCACUUGGCGAUACUAUCGGAGUGGGCACUCCAGGUGGCAUGACAGAGAUGUUGGAUGCCGUGAAGAAAGAGGUUCCCGUGGAGGCUUUAGCAGUUCACUGUCAUGACACUUACGGACAAGCACUUGCUAACAUACUUGUAGCAUUACAGAAUGGGGUAAGUGUCGUGGACUCAUCUGUUGCAGGGCUGGGCGGCUGCCCUUAUGCCCAGGGGGCGCCUGGAAAUGUUGCAACUGAAGAUGUGGUCUAUAUGCUGCAUGGACUGGGAAUCCAUACAGGAGUGGACCUGCCCAAACUGUUGGAUGCUGGCUCAUACAUCUGUCAUUCACUCAACAGAAGGACAAAUUCAAAAGUAGCUCAGGCCUCCUGCAAGCUCUGAAGUCAUCUUUCUCUUCAUAGUUAUUAUAGUCCCUGGUAUGAUGACAUUACUCUUUUGGAGGUCACACUCCGUUACCCCUUAGUAUAUAGUGAUUUUUCUUUAAUUUAUAGAAUCUUUUAAAUAAAUAUCUCUAAACAGUGGAGCUGGACAUCGGGGAUGAGCGCAACCGUUUCUCUACUGUGAAUGUUUGAAUGAGGGUAGUGAUGAAAAGGGCACUUGUGAGCUCAUAUCACCCAAUAUAUUUACAACCAGAUGGACCUAAGCUGUUUUCUUGUGCCUUGAUUUCUGAUAAUAUUGCCUAAAGGCAAUAAAUGCUAGAAUGGGACAGAAUUUGACUUUGCAGAAUAUUAUAAAUGAUAUCUAUAUGCAAAUGUCUUGCUGGUUAGUUUGCAUCACAUUGCUAAUCUUGAUUAGAAUAUUUGUUUAUUGAUGUAUCAUAGAAUGAGACGUCACAAAUGUGACCAUGGACCACAAAACCAAUCUUAAGUGUCAAUUUUCCUAAAUUGAUAUUUGCGCAUCACAUGAAAGAUGAAUAAAUAAGCUUUCCAUUGA